Molecule: messenger RNA, 342 nt
Organism: Miscanthus lutarioriparius
Lineage: Eukaryota; Viridiplantae; Streptophyta; Magnoliopsida; Poales; Poaceae
Source: the annotation of a GenBank genome assembly
AUGCACAGUCCGGUCCCGCUCCUCCUCCUCCUCCUCUGCACGGCCGCGGCGGCCUCCGAAGGCUCCCCGUCCCAGGCACCGGGGGCGGCGCGGCGGGGGAUGGUACCGGUGGCCCCCGCGGAGGCGGAGCUCGGCGCCAUGGCGCUCGCCCUCAACGACACGCGGCGCCGGCUCGGGGGCAGCUUCCAGCUCUGCGCGCCCUGCACCUGCUGCGGCGGGGCCAGCGGCGCCUGCGUCCUCGCGCCCUGCUGCUACUCCAUCAACUGCAACAUCCCCAACCGCCCCUUCGGGUACUGCUCCUUCACGCCCAAGUCCUGCGAGUGCAGCGGAUGCAACCUGUGA